AUCAAAUUGUUCUUUCAGGAACUUAUAAGCCAAGGAUCCGCUGUUUUGACACCUACCAGUUAUCCCAGAAAUUUGAAAGAUGCUUAGAUUCUGAAGUGGUUACGUUUGAGAUUUUAUCAGAUGAUUACUCAAAGAUUGUCUUCUUGCAGUGUGACAGAUUUGUGGAGUUUCAUUCACAACAUGGCCAUUACUACAGGACAAGAAUACCGAGAUUUGGUAGAGAUUUCUGUUAUCACUAUCCAUCGUGUGACCUGUAUUUUGUAGGAGCAAGUUCUGAAGUAUACAGGCUAAAUCUAGAACAAGGAAGGUUUCUCAACUCCCUGCAGACUGAUGCCUCAGAGAGUAAUGUCUGUGACAUAAAUCCUGUACACUUCUUGUUUGCUAUGGGGACGGCUGAGGGUAAAGUGGAAUGCUGGGAUCCUAGAACAAGAAAUCGAGUUGGGCUAUUGGACUGUGCUUUAAGCAGUGUGACAGCAGACACAGAGAUAGAGGGUUUACCAUCCGUUUCAGCACUGAAAUUUGAUGGAGCUUUGAAUAUGGCUGUUGGAACAUCUACUGGACAGGUUUUAUUAUAUGAUCUCCGGUCUAGUAAUCCAUUAAUAGUCAAAGAUCACCACUAUGGCCUGCCUAUUAAGUCAAUUCAGUUUCAGCAUCAGUUGGAUUUAAUUAUCUCUGCAGAUUCUCUAAUCAUAAAAAUGUGGAACAAAGAUACAGGGAAGAUAUUUACUUCAAUGGAGCCAGAAUAUGAUAUCAAUGAUGUCUGCCUGUAUCCAAAUUCAGGAAUGCUAAUGACUGCCAAUGAAGCCCCUAAAAUGAAUAUCUAUUAUAUACCAGUUUUAGGACCUGCCCCAAAAUGGUGUUCCUUCUUGGACAACUUGACUGAAGAACUGGAAGAGAAUCCAGAGAGCACAGUUUAUGAUGAUUACAAAUUUGUUACCAGAAAAGAUCUUGAAAAUUUAGGCCUUGCUCAUCUUAUUGGAUCAUCAUUGCUCAGAGCAUAUAUGCAUGGCUUUUUCAUGGACAUAAGACUUUAUCAUAAGGCAAAAAUGAUGGCCAACCCCUUUGCCUACGAAGAAUACAGAAGAGAGAAAAUAAGGCAGAAGAUAGAAGAAACACGUGCACAGAGAGUUCAACUAAAGAAACUUCCAAAAGUCAAUAAAGAGCUUGCACUCAAACUGAUUGAAGAAGAGGAGGAGCAACAGGUUACUAGAAAAAGGAAACAGAAGAACCUGCCUAGCCUUCUCAAAGAUGAUCGUUUUAAGGUCAUGUUUGAGAAUCCAGAUUUCCAGGUGGAUGAGCAGAGUGAAGAAUUUAGGCUACUUAACCCACUUGUUUCUAAAAUAAGUGAGAAAAGAAAGAGGAAACUAAAGAUCUUAGAGGAACUAGAAGCACAAAACCAGGAAGAGGAGGAAGAACCAGAAGGAAAAGCAAGUGAUGCAGAAAGUUCUGAGAGUUCAGAUGAUGAAAAAGGCUGGGUUGAAGAGGUCAGGAAACAGCGCAAGCUUCUACGCCAAGAGGAAAAAGUAAAGCGGCAGGAAAGGUUCAAGGAGGAUCAGCAAACAUUACUGAAACCUCAGUUUUUUGAGAUUAAAGAAGGAGAGGAAUUCAGAAGCUUCAAAGACUCUGCCAAAAAACAAAAAUUAAUGAAGAAAACUCUUGGAGAUCGUUUAAAGCUUGAAGAAAAACUUGGCACGCUCAAUGUGUCUGAUACCACAGUAGGCAGCAAACAGGCAACAUUCAAAUUAAAGAAGACAGAGCAGCAGAAGAAACAGCAGGAAGCUGAGAAACAACAUCGUCAAGAAAGGAAAACUCUUAGGCGUUCUGCUAGUCAUCUCAAGAGCAAACGUGGAAGAGGACGACUGUUUCGUUGAUUUAUUUUAUAUCAUUUUUUAAAGAAACUUCUUUUAUCUCAUUUUUCAUUUGAAAAAGGGACCUUUUCAAAUUGGGACACAGUACCAAUGUAUUUGUAUUUUGAUUCACUGAUGAACGCAAAAACCAGAACUUGUUAAACCCUGUGUUAAUUAUUGAAAAGUUUAUAAAAGUAAAAGUAUUGACCAAUGGACAUUACAAGUAUGGCGUGUUAUAAAUUCCAGUGUGAACUGUAUUUGUGCAGAAAUCACCAGCAACUGGUUAUUGUGUAACCCUGGAUGUUUUUUAUAUAAGAAUUUAUGUAUACAAUGAGGCUGCCUGUCUUUUAUUUAACUUAAGAUCUGUGGGUUUUGCUUUCU
Molecule: messenger RNA, 2228 nt
Organism: Balearica regulorum gibbericeps (East African grey crowned-crane)
Lineage: Eukaryota; Metazoa; Chordata; Aves; Gruiformes; Gruidae
Source: RefSeq, a predicted model, not a curated record